UUUUAUAGUAGUAGUGCUAGUACGACAAACACAGAUAAAACAUUUGGCAACAGCUUGGCUUUUUGUCCAAAACUAAGAAAAAAGUUGAGUUUUCUUUGAAUUUGUACUUUGAUAGAUUCUACUGGAAAUGAAUAAACAGGUUAUUUACUGAUGGGUACUUGUAGGUUGUUCCUUUUAGUUUUUGGUUUUUGUGGGUUUUGUGUAAAUUUUGUUACUCCCUUGGUGUCUGGUACUUUUUAAACGGACUCAAAUGCUCCUGCAUGGUUCCUGUGUGAUCAUUACUGUUCAUACGUUUUGUACUGUUCAGUUGAGACACAAACUCAAACUCAAACUCAUUGCAAUGGGGGUGUAAGUUUCUUGGAUUUCAGACUUCAACGGUAAAAAAAAAACUAUAUAUUGAUUAGUAUACGUCAAGUUUGGAACUUGAAGCUUUUAAAGAACCACAAGAGGUCCUGGUGAUAUGAAUCUUUAUGAACUUUAUAAAAAAAAAAAGGAAAACAAAGGAACAGAGUAAUCAGAAAGAGAAAGAGAGAGGGAUAAAGAAAUAGUGGGGAGAGGAGGUGAAGUCAGAUUGGUGCUUGUGAGUGUCUCUGGUUUUGGGAAUUAUUUAGUGCAAAGACUCUGUUGUCUAUGUCUCCUAAGCUGACUGGGUGCGCCCGGGCUCGGUGGGCUUUGCCGUCAACAAAGGAAACAACCUCUUCCAUGGCUCUCUUGCCAUUCAAGAGAACCUUUUCUUAAAAUAUUACUCAAACCCCAUCUUGCCAAUUAUCUAUUUCUCUCUCUUACUCAGACCCCCCUGCCUCGAUUGCUGUCAAGAUUCGGUCAUACUCUUCGUGGCAUAUAUCCUUCCCCCUCCUUUGAUCCUUCUUUAGUCUCUUGAAUCCCAGAAAGCUGAUUGCACUCAGAAACUCGGUCCCCGCACCUGGGGUGUUCCUUAUCACUUGUGGCAACUUUUCCUCGGUUCGGGUUAUGUUUCAUUGGGUAUGUGAGUUGCUGAGUGUCUGGUAUUUGAUUUAUUGGUGAUCGGUUGAGUAGCUGAGAAGAUCAUUUCGAGGUUUCAGAAGGGAGGAAGAUCUUUUGCUUGCCAAUAUGAAGUUUAUGAAGCUUGGAUCAAAGCCGGAUACGUUUCAGAGCGAUGGGAAUAAUGUGAGGUAUGUGGCGAGUGAGCUGGCAACCGACAUCACUGUCAUUGUAGGGGAUGUUAAGUUUUAUCUGCACAAGUUUCCUCUUCUGUCAAAAAGUGCCUGCUUGCAGAAGUUGGUUGCAAGCAGUAAUGAAGAAAAGAGUGAUGAAGUUCAGAUUUCAGACAUUCCCGGUGGUCCAGUUGCCUUUGAGAUGUGUGCCAAAUUUUGUUAUGGCAUGACCGUCACCCUUAAUGCUUACAAUGUUGUCGCUGCACGAUGUGCAGCUGAGUACUUAGGAAUGCAUGAGACCAUUGAAAAAGGGAACCUAAUUUACAAGGUCGAUGUCUUCCUCAACUCCAGCAUCUUCCGCAGCUGGAAAGAUUCAAUCAUUGUUCUUCAGACUACAAAAUCUAUGCUACCAUUAUCUGAGGAAUUGAAGGUGGUAAGUCUUUGCAUUGAUGCUGUAGCUAUUAAGGCUUGUGUCGAUGUUUCCAAUGUUGAUUGGUCCUACACUUAUAACCGGAGGAAGCUUCCAGAGGAAAAUGGGAAUGAUCCAAACUAUAAUGGUGUCAGAAGUCGACCAGUGCCAAAGGACUGGUGGGUUGAGGAUUUGUGUGAACUUGAAAUUGAUCUAUAUAAGCGUGCUAUAAUGAAUAUUAAAACCAAAGGAAUACUGUCCCAUGAAGUGAUUGGGGAAGCUUUGAAAGCUUAUUCUUACAGAAGGUUGCCAGGUUUCAGUAAGGGUGUGAUCCAUUCUGGGGAUGUUGUAAAGUAUCGAUCAACAGUUGAUACAAUUGUCUGGUUGUUGCCUGCAGAGAAAGGUAGUGUAUCUUGCAGUUUCUUGCUGAAGCUGUUGAAAGCAGCUAUCAUUGUUGACUCAGGAGAAACCGCUAGGGAACAGCUGGUGAGGAGUAUAGGACAGCAACUGGAGGAGGCUUCUGUAAAUGAUCUUUUGAUACGAGCACCAGAAGGGGAAGAUGCAUUGUAUGACGUUGAUACAGUACAGAAAAUAGUGAAAGAGUUUCUGAUGCAAGAUCAGAAUGCUGAAAUUGAGUCAGACGAAAAUGAGGUUCAAGAAAUACAAAGACCGGGAAUUUUAACAGAUGCUUCGAAGCUGAUGGUGGCAAAAUUGAUAGAUGCAUACCUUGCUGAAAUUGCGAAGGAUCCCAACUUACCCUUGUCAAAGUUUGUUAACCUUGCUGAAAUGGUGUCUUGCAUCUCUCGGCCUGCGCAUGAUGGGCUUUACCGAGCCAUUGACAUGUAUCUUAAGGAGCACCCCGGGAUCAGCAAGAGUGAGAGAAAAAGGAUAUGCAAGUUAAUGGACUGCAAGAAACUAUCAGUUGAUGCGUGUAUGCAUGCUGUGCAAAAUGAGCGGCUCCCAUUGCGUGUAGUUGUGCAGGUUCUCUUUUUCGAGCAGGUCAGGGCUGCUGCUUCAUCGGGCAGUAGCACACCUGACUUACCUAAAGGCCUGAAGGAUCUGAAUAGUGGAUCUCAUGGGAGCUCAAGGUCAGCAGCAACCAACCCAGAGGAAGAUUGGGAUGCAGUGGCCACAGCCGAGGAGCUCAAGGCCCUGAAAGGGGAACUGGCUGCCUUGAGGUUGAGCAAUGGGGUGGGAGGGAGUGAGAGAAAUGGUGUUGACAGUAGAAAUAGUGUCGACAAGGCUGCCAUUAGUAAAAUGAAAGGUUUACUGAAGUCCAAGAGGAUAUUUACAAAGAUCUGGUCAAGCAAAGGAGCCCAAGGUGAGAAUAGUGGUUCGGAUUCAUCAGAGAGUCUUGGUUCUGCCAAUCCGGAAGAAGCUAAGUCUACACCAUCCAGAAAUAGGAGGCAUUCAGUUUCUUAGUAGAAAUGAGGGGAAAAUAUAGUAGCUAUCUUUAUGGUGGGUUUUUUGGGCUUUACCUCUCUUAAUGACAUUAGUAAAUUCGAAAAACUAGUUUAUGUUAAUUUAGCAAAAUGAAGCAUAUAUAGUCUGGCAGAAACUUAGAGUUUAUUUUGCAGAAACUUUACAGUGCCGUGGAAAAAAAAAAAGUUUACUGGAAGCAUAAUGAACUUGAGGGCCGCUUUACAGAAGACACGUAAAGAGGCAGCCAAUGCUACUCAUUUAUUUGAUUGAUGUCUUGUCUUCUCA
Theobroma cacao (cacao) is the source of this 3249-nucleotide messenger RNA. RefSeq names its product Phototropic-responsive NPH3 family protein (gene NPY2). The record is from RefSeq and is a predicted model, not a curated record. NCBI's taxonomy places the organism in Eukaryota, Viridiplantae, Streptophyta, Magnoliopsida, Malvales, Malvaceae. Gene Ontology annotation, molecular function: protein binding.